AUGGACCCUAAGCUAACCGAACAUUUAAUACGGAGAAGGUUGAUUCUAGAAAAUUAUUCGGAGUCUUCCGAAAGAGAGGAAAAAAAUUUAAAUAACAAUAGUAAUUUUGAAAUAUCUUCAGCACCAGUUAAGGGUAUAAUACCAUCAAUUGAUAUAAAAAAUAAUUUUUUAGAAAAAUUAAAAAAAUUUGAAUCGUUUAGUGAUAAUCAAAAUACAAAGGUAACACAUCAAAACAUUGUAGAAAAACAUCAAAAUGAAAUUGCAAUUAUAAACAAAUUUAAUCAAAUUAAAGAGCCAAUAUUGAAGAAACCAAUAAUAACAAAUAAUCUUCAAUUUGACAAUUCGAAUGACUCAAUUAAUGAUAGAAAACAAAAACAAGACAAUUUUCAUGAAAAAAUAAAACAAUUUGAAUUGUCUUUUGUACCACAAAAUAAAAUUCAAAAAUUCAAUAAAACUAAUGAGAAGAAACAUCAACAAACAAAAAAUACGUUGGCCAAACAAUUGAAAACGAAAUUCAGCAGUAAAUCUGAUUAUAAUAAUUGGGAACUUGAUAAAACAUGGGUAUUCCAUAAGGACGAUACAAAUUUAAAUAAUACGAAAAAUCAAUUGAAAAGUAAACCACAAAGAGAGAAAAAAAAGAAAACCGAAAUCGUUCACAACACCACAAAAAUAUUUUCCUCGAAUUAA
Messenger RNA from Cinara cedri, 687 nucleotides. The record is from the annotation of a GenBank genome assembly. Lineage: Eukaryota; Metazoa; Arthropoda; Insecta; Hemiptera; Aphididae.